AUGAAAGCCAAUGCCCCGUCCCUGUCCAGGAUAAGACAGCGUCUCCUCAGCCUUCCAUCGGCCUUGGUGCUUCUUUGGAUAUGUCUUCUCUGGUGGGGCGAGCGCUACAUCUUUCAACAAAGUGUCGCCCAGUGCCUUUGGCGACAGUGGGAAUCAUGGCCAGGUCAUUCUCAGCCUCAUCAUGUCCUCCUUGUCGCUGACCCUCAACUCGUGGAUCCGCACACCUACCCCGAUAGACCAUGGCCUCUAUCGACCCUAACCAUCCUGUACACCGAUCGCUACCUCCGCCGCUCCUAUCAAUACCUACAAGAGUAUCUCCGACCAGAUGCCACCUUGUUUCUCGGUGACUUGUUUGACGGCGGAAGGGAAUGGGGUACUGCCGAAUCGACAUCUCCCGAAGAGCGUUAUAAGAAGUAUGGAUCGCAUUUCUGGAUGAAAGAAUACAUUCGCUUCUCCAACCUCUUCUUGCGAUCUUGGGCCCAAGGUCCUCAUGCAACGGUGGCUGAACCGACAGGCCGUCGCCUUCUCGCCUCUCUUCCGGGCAACCAUGAUUUGGGGUUUGCGGCAGGCAUCCAGUUGCCCGUGAAGGAGCGGUUUGAUGCAUACUUCGGGCCCCUCAACCGAGUCGAUAUCAUCGGCAAUCACUCAUUCAUCCAUUUGGACACAGUCUCUCUGAGUGCCAUGGAUCAAGUCGAUCCAAAAACUGGGAGUUCAGGGGCAGGGGACGGGAGUGCCGCCGCGACUUCUUCUGGCAAGAUCUGGAAACCGGUUGAGGAAUUUCUCGUGGAAGCCAAGUCCAUCAGAGCCAAAGCUGUACAGCAUACGUGCGAGACAAGAUUUCACUGGAAAAGCCCACUCCCACACUUGCAGUCUCCCUCAGUACAACGAGUCGCUGACGUCGGACCCUCUGAGAUGACACAGAGAAACCACCACCCAGUCAGCUCAUCUCAGUUUCCAACAAUCGUCCUCUCUCACGUCCCUCUUUACCGAUCUGGCGAGACCAGCUGCGGUCCCAUGCGAGAGCGAGGCUCUGUGAUACCCCUGCAGGCAGGCUAUCAGUAUCAGAACGUCCUUACGCCGCUGAUCUCACAGGACAUUGUCAAGCAUUUGACGGCGGAAGAGAUCACAAUGAUUUACUCCGGCGACGAUCACGACUACUGCGAGAUCGAGCACAACGAGUUCACCGGCCGCAUCAGAGAAAUCACGGUCAAAAGCAUGAGUUGGGCCAUGGGCAUCCGCAAGCCGGGCGUGCAGCUCGUCAGUCUCUGGAAUCCGGUCGAUGUGGACAUGGCAAUGUCUGGUGACCCAUCGCUUUCCACGCCGCGGGACACAGUGCAAAACCAUCUGUGUCUGCUCCCUGACCAAUUGAGCAUCUUCAUUCGCUAUGGCCAGGUGCUCGGCGUGACACUUUUCAUCCUCCUUCUAGGUGCUGUCCGGUACAAUCCCUCAGUCGCAAUUGACGAAGCAACAUCGCGCGGCAAAACCGAGCCAUUGCUACCCACCACCGAGAACCACCACCACCACAACUCCAACACCUCAAAAAGCUCUUGCAUACAGAACGGCGGCCAAGCGGAGCAUCAUCAACUCUCCACGCGCAAACUGGGCGGGUACGGCCAGCUCCCUGCCUCAUCACGGACCUCAUCGCCUUCGAAUCCGCCUUAUCAUAUCUACCACGCCCGAAAUCAUUCUCCCGGUCCAGGUCCAGGCGAGCUCGACAGCGACGACUGGGGCAUGCCGCAAUCAUUAACCAAAGCACGGCAGUGGGGAAGGAGGAACUCCGACCCGCCGCGAUCUCGAAUGGCUUUCUUUGGUCGUUCCUUGUGGCGGACCGCAUGGCCUGUUUUGUUGAUUUAUGGAUGGCUUCUCUGGAACGGUUAA
Cladophialophora psammophila CBS 110553 is the source of this 1878-nucleotide messenger RNA. RefSeq lists its product as uncharacterized. Gene Ontology annotation, biological process: GPI anchor biosynthetic process. The record is from RefSeq and is a predicted model, not a curated record. Lineage: Eukaryota; Fungi; Ascomycota; Eurotiomycetes; Chaetothyriales; Herpotrichiellaceae. The transcript has 2 exons. The coding region runs from base 1 to 1878 and encodes 625 amino acids. Gene Ontology annotation, cellular component: endoplasmic reticulum.